UGUGUACAUUAAUCUUUUCUAGGAAUUAAUUUCUUAUCUGAGCUCUUUGAAUCAGUUUAACAAAAAUCUGUAAGAGCUGCUGGUUGAGGAUUGAGUAUGGGUUUGUAGAGGCCUUGAGUUUCCAGUGUGUAAUUUGUAAAUUGCACUCGCAUUACCAGAGACAGGAAAUUGACUGACUGAAGCACUCCGGGAAAUGGAUAAAUUAACCCAGAACUCUGGGCAGAUAAGGAUUGCCAUUCAUGGCACAGAAAGGCUGAAUUUUGAAGGACUUCUUUCCUCAUGUAGUUGCUCAGUGACCUCUACAGAGGGCAGAAAUGAUCUGGUUGAGAGUUGAGACUUUUAAAGAGAAAUUUUUGAUCUCUGUAGACACAGAUAACAGCUGGAAGGUGCUGCUGAGUACCUGGAGAAUGGUGCAAACAGGCAUAAAGAAAAUCUACAAGGGUUUGGUUUGGAGUUUUUUUUUUAUAUGUUGCUGCAGGUAAAAACCAGAUAUUAUUGGGAGAAGAAGCUCUCUAGGUAGAUAAGAUGGCUGCUCCUGAGAAAGAUCCAGACCUGAGGCUGCUGCAGAAGAACCCAUUGGACCCCAGCAGCUGUCAGAAGAGCCAGUUCCUGGAGAGUGAGUGGAAGGCAGCCAUGGUGUCCCUGAGGUCGCUGAGCCGCUGUCCCAGCGUGGCCGAGAGCAGGGACGGGGGCAUUGGCACCUCCUGCUCGGACAGCACCGAGGACUCCUGCAACUCCAGUAGCGGCUCCUCAUUCCACCCCAUCAAAACGCAGGUGACCAUUCCAACAGCCCACGUUAUGCCUUCCACGCUGGGCGCCUCGCCCUCCAAGCUGUGCCCCGCAGGGGACCAGGGCUCUGCACAGCCUGCCGGGCCGGGGCUGGCCAGGAACGGGGAGCUGAGCGCCGGGAAGGCCUCCCAGGUGCCACCCAGGGAGCUGCUGCGUCUGUGCAGGGCCGCGGGCGACGGGGGCUGCGAGCACGCCUGGCCUCCUGCCGCCGACCGCACCCGCACCGAGGGAGCCUGGAAGUUCGACACCCCUGCCAUGGAGCAGACCCUGAACCAGUCCCUGCUCACGGACAGCCUGUGCACCGACCCCCUGCACCGGUGCCAGCAGUUCAACCCCAGCUCCGAGGCAGGGAAGGACCAUUACAAGGUGCUGCCGGAGAGCAAACAGGCGCCCAAUGGAACCUGCGAGGGGCCGUGGCCCAGCGGGAGCAGGGUGAUGCCAGCAGGACUCCAGGCCAACAGCUUCUAUUCCAAACCCGUGGCAGCUCCCCCAGGCCGAGCCUGGCUGCAGGAGGGCUGCACGCUGCACCCCCACCAGGGAAUCUGCGAGCUCAGCGCCUGGAAACAGCAGCUGGACAAAGUGAGGCUGCAGGUGGAGCAGAUGCAGUUACAAAACGGAGGCACCUGCCCCCAUUCCUCUCUGUGUUCCCCAUCCCUGCCUGCCCCCGACCCAGCCCAGUGGAUCAAUAUCCUGAACUCCAAUGAAAACCUGCUCAAGGAGAAGGAGCUCCUCAUUGACAGACAGAGGCAGCACAUUUCCCAGCUGGAGCAGAAGGUCCGUGAGAGUGAGCUGCAGGUGCACAGCGCCCUGCUGGGCUGCCCAGCAUCCUAUGGAGACCUCUACAUGCUGAGGAUGCAGGAGCUGCAGAGGGAGAACACCUUCCUGCGAGCGCAGUUCACAGAGAAGACUGAGAGCCUCAGCAAGGAGAACAUUGAGCUGGAGAGGAAGCUGGCUGCUGCAGAGCUGGAUGUGAAGCGGGGCCGGGAGUCCCUGAAGGAGACGGUGCAGAAACACGCAGAGGAGCUAAAGAAACAGGAGGAAAGGGUAAAGGGAAGAGACAAACACAUUAAUAACCUUAAAAAGAAGUGCCAGAAGGAAUCUGAACAAAACAGAGAGAGACAGCAGAGAAUCGAGACCCUGGAACGAUACCUGGCUGAUCUCCCCACCCUUGAGGACCACCAGAAACAGAGUCAGAAGCUGAAGGAGUCUGAACUGAAGACCACUGCCCUGCAGGAAACAGUGCUGACACUGGAAAGGGAGCUUGGAGAUGUCCAGGCUGCUUUCAGGGAGCAAGAGCUGCAGCUGGAAACCCAAAAGCACAAGGAGAGGGAGCUCCUGUCCACUGUGCACAGCUUGCAGGACAAGCUGCAGCAGUAUGCAAAGAAUGCAGAGAGAGGAGCCCCUGGCCAGGAUGGGGAGAGGCAGAAAAUGGAGCAUGACUCUCUGAAGAAGGAGUGUGACUGCCUCAGGAAGAUUGUGGACAAAAAGCAGAAGAAGAUGGAGCAGUUAUCCUUGCAAGUCAAGAACCUGGAGGAACAGGUGGCCCAGGAGGAGGGGACAAGCCAAGCUCUGAGAGAGGAGGCAAUGAGAAGGGAAAAUGCUCUGCAGCAGCUCCGGGCUGCCGUGAAAGAGCUGUCCGUGCAGAACCAGGAGCUGAUAGAGAAGAACCUGACGCUGCAGGAGCAGCUGCGGCAGGCGCAGCUGUUGGCGCAGCCCCUGCCUGCUGACAGCGCCCGCCUGGCCCAGGAGCUGCACGGGGAGCUGGCCAGCUGCCUGCAGGACUUGCAGUCUGUCUACAGCAUCGUCACCCAGAGGGCUCAGGGCAAGGACCCCAACCUCUCCCUGCUCCUGGGCAUUCACUCUGUGCAGUGCCCUGUGAAGGAGAAGGGUGACCUGCUGAGCCCUGACGGACUGGCCAAGAAGCUGGUGGAGGUAAAAGAGCUUCACAAAGAGGUGGAGGACUUGAGGACUGCAAUAUCUGACAGAUACGCUCAGGACAUGGGAGACAACUGCAUCACCCAGUGAAGAGCACUCCCCAAGUAAGGCAGGGAAUGAAGACUUGAACCUGUCAGGAGUCCUGUGCUCCUACAACCCUAAACUAUUCAGCACUUUACCAUCCCUCUGCUUGGGUACAGGACGUAUGGCCUGUCUGAUCUGUGAGGAAUCAGGGGGUUUGUGGCCAGAAGUGUUCAGCUGCUGACUGGGAUAAUUCAGGGCUUCGGUGUCAGGCUUUGCAGUAGCUUUGAUCUUGUGGAAUGUGUUUUAUGCUGUGUUUGCUGGAGCUGCCGUGGCCUCUGAUGCUGGGAGAUGGAUUCUGACUUGCCUUGCAGGCAUGUCAAAUGCUGAGCAUGCAAGUGUGACAGUUAAAAUGAUGGCUGAAAGGAAAUGUACGCCCUGGUCUCGCUGAUAACCUCCCUGUGCAGGUCCUGUGGGACCAGAGGCUGGUCAGGGUGUUUGUGGGAUAUCUGGGCUCCACGGGCAGGCAGCUGUGCCAGUUCCACUGCUGGCAUUUACAUCGAGGUGCUGCUGCCUUGCACUGAUGGAGCAGGACCUGCUCUCCUCAGGUAAUGCAGCAAUUCAGCACGAGCUGAGGAGUAAAGCAACACUAAAAGACUCUGGAGCUGCUCCCCCUGGGCACUGUUACCCCAGAAGCCUUAAGCCUGUUGUGCCCCUGCAUCAGCACUGGCAGUGGGCUGUGAUCAGACUGCAGAGCCAGUGGAUUGGUGCUGAAGUGCCUUAAUGAGCUGGAAGAACCCUCUGUCCCCACUCUGCUCUGUGCCUAAUGCAUCCCCUGGCAGGUGAGGGGCUGCUCUUCCCUCUCACAGCCUUUUAGAGCCAUCAAACCAUCCUGGGGAGCCCCAAGUGUCUGUGGGCCCUGCCAGAGCCCCCAAGAGCCUCUGUGCCCUGGGGACGCCUCUGCUUUACUGGAGAAAGCCAUACUGCUCCUGAUGUGGAGGGGUGGCACAGGGAGCCCUUCUGCGGCCACCUGGGCUCUGUCCCAGCCCUGUCCCUCCUUCCCUGCUCCUCUGUGAGUGAUGGCAUUUCUGAAUGAGUCCCUGAGGGAUCAGUCUCACUGUCCCACCACAGCUUUGCAGUACUGAGGGUGGAACUUGGGUUUUCAUCUUAAGAGCAAGAUGCCCAAGCUGUGACAGGGAAAGUCCUGCUGCCACUCGUGGUGUUUGGCUGCUCUUGGUUCACCCUGGGGCUGUGAGCCCUGGGUUUGGCAGAAAUGCUUUUGUUGUUCCUUUGUGUUACAAUUUUAAGACCAAAUCUGUUUUGUUCUCGGUGUUUGGCCACCAUGGGGGACUGGUUGGUUUGUGCCACACAGGGAGCACACAGCCGUGUCUGUCUGUCUGUCCUGCUGUCCCCGGGUGUUCUGUUCCUGGCUGUGUCUGUCCCCAGGCUGCUGGUGCUGUGUACUGGGGAAAACGCAUUUCCAGGGCUGUUUUGAAGCCGUUUGUCCUGACUGCUGGGAGCUCUGCUGGCUCCUGCAGCUUCUCAGGGGCUUUGGGGGUGCAAGAUCUCGUUCAUGGGUGCUGUGAGGGCACAGCUGUGCCCUCUGCCCCUGCGGAGGUGAUUCUGAGAUGGGAUUAUUGUGGCUGGAACCGCCUGGCUCUGUCCCAGCUGCCCUGUCCUGUGUCCCCUCCAUGGGGACAUGUCCUCUGCUCAUCCUGCUGCUCAGCUGAGCCCCUCUGGCCCUGAGGGUGAUGCUGCAGGGAAAUCCUGGGCUACAGAACACCCCAGCACGGUGUUCCCUCCCUGUCCCCCGUCCUCGUCCCACGCGUGUCCCCCGGUGUCGUGCCCGGUCCCGUUGGGCUCGGUGUCUUUGUCCCAGCCUGUGUCUCGGCGCUUGUUUGUAUCGGGUAUUUGGAGUAUCAAAUAAAGCUGCUCUGCCCCA
Zonotrichia leucophrys gambelii is the source of this 4687-nucleotide messenger RNA. It is a transcript of the gene CEP85, whose product is annotated as centrosomal protein 85. The coding region runs from base 526 to 2814 and encodes 762 amino acids. The transcript has 14 exons. NCBI's taxonomy places the organism in Eukaryota, Metazoa, Chordata, Aves, Passeriformes, Passerellidae. The record is from RefSeq and is a predicted model, not a curated record. Gene Ontology annotation, cellular component: centrosome.